This is a messenger RNA of Cynoglossus semilaevis (tongue sole), 3718 nucleotides long. Its product is annotated as DCN1-like protein 1. NCBI's taxonomy places the organism in Eukaryota, Metazoa, Chordata, Actinopteri, Pleuronectiformes, Cynoglossidae. The record is from RefSeq and is a predicted model, not a curated record. The transcript is spliced from 6 exons. Gene Ontology annotation, cellular component: ubiquitin ligase complex. Gene Ontology annotation, molecular function: ubiquitin conjugating enzyme binding; cullin family protein binding; ubiquitin-like protein binding. Gene Ontology annotation, biological process: protein neddylation. Bases 1487 to 2392 code for a protein of 301 amino acids.
UCCUUCACUUUAACACAGAGCCAAAGGCUUACCUGUAUUUAAUCUGAAACAGAAGUCAAGUUAAUUACAUUAAAGUUAUGUAAUUUAUCAGAAAGUGCACAUCACCAUCUGACUUCCAUCAUUUUAGAUUUUACUUUCUUAAUUUUAGAAAUUGUCGUGGUUUGUUGUCAUACUACAUCAGAGACAUUGACCAAGGUCCAUAAUCUAUUGUACUGGAUGCAGGCAUCUUUUUUAAAAAAAAAAAUAAUAAUAAUAAUUUUGUAAUUUCUCCUAUCUGCACAAGAUACAGAUUUAAAGCUGAUCAGAACAAUAUUUUGAAAUGAUGAGUCUUUAAGAUUCACACCACAUCCAAAUUGUUGUUUCUCCAAAAACCUUGUAGCAACUCCAUAAAGUUAAUAAGGUCUGGACUUUAUGAUCAAUCCAAAGGUUCCAGGCCAGUUAGGUGCUUCCUUGAAAUGUUCGUUAAAUGCAAUGUUAAAAUGAUCUUUGCCUUCCACUCUGUUUUUGUAGUUUUCCUCUUCUGUGUUUUUAUACUUCUUUAUUAUAAGUCACACUAUGUUCUGCAUGUUUAUUUCUUGCUUAAAGUACAACAUAGAGACGCCAUUAAAGCUAUGCUGAAACAUCGCAUUGUUUGGAGGGUAAGGUCUCCGACACUGCACUUUGUAAAGGUACCUUAAAGUAACAUGGUAAAAAAAAGAUUACCACUAAAUUUUAACUUAUUUUAAAAUAAUUUAGGGCAAGUAUAAAUUUAUAGCCCAAAUAUAAUCAUAAAGUAUCACAAGGGAGCUCUGUUGAACCUGGCUGUAGUUUAUUGCAGCACUUUAAUAGCUGCAUUAUUAUAUUAUGACCCUGAGUAUACUCUACAGAUCACUUUACAAAGUAAAGUUGUUUUAACAACUUAAAUGGAGUUGUGGAAAAAAACUAUGUACAAACUAUGUACAAAACUAUGUACACAUAAAUUAUAUACACAUGAAAACUGGAAGAAAUACAUGAUGAAAAACAGGAUAUUUUUUUCCUAAAUGUUUGUUGUGUACAAUAUUUAGAUAAAAGGCAUUUUGAAACUUUUGUAUUGUGAUAAAAACUAUGCUGAAUUAUUCCCCAGUUGUAUUUGCUGCUGUAAACAAAUAUUCUGUUGAAACUAAAUCAUUUGAUCUGUAAAAAAUAAAAAAGUAUUUUGUAGUAUUGCAAGAGUGUUAGUGUUACAGUCCAGACUUGUUGCACAUCCAGGUCCUGGUGAGGGCAUCUCCUUUCCCUGCUCAUGUUACAUCUCUGAAUGUAGAUAUGUGAGGGGCCCUGCGGGGUACAGCAUGUGCUUUACGAAUCCACAACAUCCCCCUCCGUCACUCCGUCCACUUGCUUUUAGAGGGGACAUAAUUAUCACCACAGCAUUUAGUUCCACCCCUGUGCUGCGUGUUUGUCAUAGUCACAGUGUAACUAUUUGAAUAUGUCUCAGAGUGUGUUUUUAGUCUCCCUCACUGUUGCCUGAAUGCUUGUGGAUGUGUUUGUGUCGUUGUUUGUUUUUGUCUGUGUGUCUCUGGCUGUUUGUGCGUUGGUCUUGUUGCUCCCUGCUCUGAUUGCACCUGUGUCUGACGGUCCCUGUUCUGUCACUGUGCAGCAUAAACUCAAGUCUUCGCAGAGAGACAAGGUACGUCAGUUCAUGUCCUUCACACAGGCUGGGGAGAAGACAGCCGUGUACUGCCUCACACAGAAUGACUGGAAACUAGAAGUGGCCACAGACAACUACUUUCAGAACCCAGACCUUUACUGUAAGGAGUCCAUGAAAACCUCAGUAGACCGGAAAAAGCUGGAGCAGCUUUACAACAGGUACAAAGAUCCUCAGGAUGAGAAUAAGAUCGGCAUCGACGGGAUCCAGCAGUUUUGUGACGACCUCUCACUGGACCCGGCCAGUAUUUCUGUGCUGGUGGUCGCGUGGAAGUUUCGCGCUGCCACUCAGUGCGAGUUCAGCAAAAAGGAGUUCCUGGAUGGAAUGACGGAGCUGGGGUGUGACAGUCCAGAGAAACUAAAGGCCCUUUUGCCAAGAUUAGAACAGGAGCUAAAAGACAGCGGGAAGUUUAAAGAUUUCUACCAGUUCACAUUUAACUUUGCCAAAAAUCCUGGACAGAAGGGUUUAGAUUUGGAAAUGGCCGUAGCCUACUGGAACCUGGUUCUAUCAGGACGCUUUAAGUUCCUCGACCUUUGGAAUAGAUUUCUUUUGGAACAUCAUAAACGAUCCAUCCCAAAAGACACGUGGAACUUAUUGUUGGACUUUGGGAACAUGAUUGCAGAUGACAUGUCAAAUUAUGACGAGGAAGGAGCGUGGCCUGUUCUUAUAGAUGACUUUGUGGAAUUUGCGCGACCAAUUGUAACAGGAUCAAAACGUAAAACUCUCUAAACCCAACUCUGGGUGACUCUGGACGCACAGAACCUUGUUUCUUUUACAGUGACUUGAUAGUUUUUUUUAAGACUUGUAUAAAAAAAAAAACAAGUGAAAAUGGUAGACUACAGAGAGAAAAUAAACAGAAGCACUUGAAACCGUCAGGAAACCACCUUUUUCAGGGAGCUGAGUUCCAACUGACAAUAACCACAACCCACGACGUUGUUUUUCCCUCUUUAUUUAAUCCUCGUGCGACUGAGGCAUCACGUGGUCAUCGCCAGCUUCACCUCUGUCUUUCCUGCUGGAUUCUCCGAGUCCUAGACCCCCCUCUGCUCAGCCCGUGGAGGAGAAGCAUCUGUCGGGCAUCUGCUCCAAGCGACGGAAGUGGACAGCCCUAAGAGUACGUCUAAUCGCUGAAUGGACCGGAGAGUGUGUCCUUGGAUUCUGUCCAGUCUGCUUUAUUUGGUUGAUUUGAAGCUCCGAGUGACUGCGCUAAAGUCCCAACGUCUCACUCGCAAACACGAAAUGGGGACAUCGUGCUCACGACACCAGCACCAACGGAAUUAAUGCAGUUUUUACUGUACAUACUGUAUCUAUUGGGACAGUUUACAAAGAGAGCUAUAUGAAGAAUAAUAUAAAUAUGUUGAAUUUAUAAAUGCAAAAAAAAAGAUGAUUUCUUUUAUGUACAGGAGACGCUAACAUCUCUUCUGAGAUGCCUCAAUGUUGUAGACGAUGAUGGUAGUGAUGAUGAUGCUGUCGUUGGUUUUACCGUUGAUGGAUCUGUCCAAUCAUGAACUUCUCAUGGAAAGCAUGUUGAACACAUUGUUUGCUCCACUUUGGGCUGGUUUCAUGAUUGAAACGACCGACAGUUCCCUCUGUACGUUGACGUUCUUUUGUCGGAAUAAUUGGGUUGGUAGUGGGUCUUAAAUCUUUAAGUCAAUCCCGUCCACAGUAUUCAUCCUUACGUUUUUAUCGUCAGUCAUUAAAUUCUUUACAACCGUCGAGAAGCGUGUUUCCGUAUUUAAUCGCUGAAUCUGUCUCGAGUUAGGUCAGCAGCAUUUGAAAGAAAUUCAAUGCUGUGAGAUGUGGAAGGGCUUCAGGAUUGCAUGGCACACGUGUACGUACGUAUGUUACAGCAGCGCACAGUCCCCUGGUGAGACGACAGGACACUGGAGGGGGCUAGGGGUCAGCCUUAACAAUCAAAUACAUGUCUGUUCAAUGUUCACGUUUCUGUUCAAUGUUACUGGAGGUAGUGAAAACAGAAUAUAAUGAUGACACAUCAUGUAAGUAGUAAGUAUAUUGUUCAUUUACGGAAAGAUGAAUAAAGCAUGACUUUUUCCAUAA